This is a messenger RNA of Moneuplotes crassus, 1122 nucleotides long. The record is from the annotation of a GenBank genome assembly. Lineage: Eukaryota; Ciliophora; Spirotrichea; Euplotida; Euplotidae.
AUAAAAAAUGUCAAAUUUAUCUCCUUCAUCCCUACCUCCUCCAGGCAAGUACACCCUCUAACCCUCUAGGACACCCUAAGAACCCCCCAAAGGGAUCAGCACCUCCAAAUCUCUCCUAAAAUCCCUGAAACAAUGCACUUCCACCACCCAGUCUACCGUGACCUAAAGCCUCUUCCAAAACGAAGCUAUAGCCAGAACCUAGCCCCUCUCAGACCAAAAGAGAGCCGCAUAAAUCCCCAUUCUGGCUCUCUGGUCGCUGAGCCAAGCUAUAAUGCCAAAGUCCAAAGUACUAAAAAGAGCCAAGAACAGAGCCUAGAGAUUAUCAAGAUCAGUAUAAAUAAAUGACCAACAAAUCCUGUUUCUGGAAGAAACCAGCUAGCUCAAUUGAAAAGACCAAUAAUGGGAUAUCAGUCAAGAGCAGAUCAAUAUAUGCAAAAGAAACAGUACAUAUGAAGCCCAUAUCAGGAAGUUUAUCCUACAAUCUCCUCUGUAUCACCAUAUGAAAGUCCAGUGAACCGUUCAGAACUAAUAUUGGCUAAUCCUGAGUCUUUUGUCUCAAACUGAGAACAAGAUCAUGAGCGGAUGACCAGAAGACACUAACGAUGAUAGGAAUGUCACCCAGGUCUAUAUCAACGGAGGCAUCUCAGACUGAGUAAAAUCUAUUCCGGAUAUUUUAAAAUAAAUGUAAGAAUAUAAUCCGGUCUAAGAGCCAGAGGAGCCAUUUCAAUUCAAAGAAGAGAAUCAAGAAUUGUAUAAAAACCUAUUUAAACAAGAAGCUGCCUCUUUAUAAGAAAAGUGCAUUGACAAAGUCUAAAUUUCCUUCUAUCAGGGCUGGAGGGAUGUACUUGACUGAGCCAAAACAAGCAUUGCCUAUUCGUCCGGCUCUCAAGAAGGAUCUGAGGAGGCAUCCUUCGAACAACCGAGCUAAGAAGCAAUAUUAUUAGGCCAAGUCUCACAUCAAAAGGCAGGAUACAAUAAGAUCCGAGGAAUGAUCCCCACUUUUCCUUUGAAAUAUGACAGAAAAAGACUGAAAAGUCUGACUAGAAGAGAUAGUUAUCUCGGAUCCAUUAGUGAAAAGAGUUUGUAAAGCUAAGCAAGUUUAGUGCAAAAGUGCUAUUUUCA